Messenger RNA from Tuber aestivum (summer truffle), 2122 nucleotides. NCBI's taxonomy places the organism in Eukaryota, Fungi, Ascomycota, Pezizomycetes, Pezizales, Tuberaceae. The record is from the annotation of a GenBank genome assembly.
AGGACGCCCAGUGCUGCCAUCAAUCACAGAGACUCUCCCCCGUCAAUCGGUCAAUCAAUUCUUCCCUCUCCCCUUCUUUCCAUUCUCUCGCCAUACAAUUGGGCUCUCGAUUUUUCUACUGCCUCCUAUAUUGUGAUCGGUUUCAUUGGCACAGCACGGCGCACCCGCUACAGCCCUCGUUUCUCCUCCGCUCAAGGUCGAAAGUAUUCACACUUUUUUUUUUGUUAUAUCACCCAUCACAUAGCAACCAUCUCACCCCGAUCACUCCAUUCAAUGCUCUGCACCCGCUCCACCGUAGAAGUAAGCAUCAUAGAGUUGAUACUGGUUCGGUGAAGUUCCCCCUGGGUCCAUGUCCAUACUCGUAGUUUCACAUCAUACCGUUCCCACCGUUCUGCCGCCGACGCCGUCCCCGCCCCAAUUGUUUCCAUUUUACUCUCCCCACACCGUCGUCAAUUACCGGCGCCCCCCAGCACUGCAAGCCCAGAGCAAGGGCGCCGGUAUCUCUCCUAUCAUACGAGUACUCGAGUACCCAAGUACAGUAGUCUUCCCACCCACUGCUGUAGGGCACACCCACUCCAUCACACGCACAGGCAACCGCACUCGCAGGCUACGGUACCGUGCCCACGUCUCUCCCUCCUUCUUUCUCUCUCUUUCUCUGUCUCUCUCCUCGUCCUUCCCCCGUUCGCUCUCGCUCUCCUCCUCCCCCCUCCCACACCAUAGCAAUCCCAUGUUUUGGGAUGCGGUUAAGAUUGCAUGGUACUUCUGCCAAGAUGUAUAAUACCGGUAUUUUAUUUAAGGCCAAGGCCGGACAGGGUCUUGCCGUCGCCUGCGAGGCUGCAUAUGCAGUGGUCCAAUCACUACCCUUCCUAGGGUACUUCUUAACCUUCAGCCUCUCCGAGCACCUCUGCUUGAAGGCAGGAAAAAGAAAAAAGAAAUCUCAUGGAAAUUUUAAAAUGUACGAGUACUUGCACUGGUACUUGUACUCGUACUCGAGCACAUUUCGUACCGGAUGGGCAGGGGGAAGAGGAGGUGAAGGAAAUCGAUUUCUGCUGCCUUCUCUUGUGGAAGGCACGUUAUCAUCAGAGUGCGGUACUUGUACCGGUCGCUGGUGCUACUGGGGGUGGCACUCGAGCAGUGUCUAGUGACUAGGCAGGCAAGCACGUUAUGAUACAAAGAACGAUAGCUACAAGUUACCACGAUUCUUGCGAUGGCCCCUCGUGGAAUAAAGUCUUGUCCACCCAUCCAUCCAUUCAUGACCCAUCCACCCACACCCCCUUUUUCUUUUCUUCUCCAUUCUACUCGUACUCGUGCAAGCACUCCUAAGAUCCUCUCCACACCUUCCAACAUCGACCACAUGACUAUUUCGUCACUAGGACAAGGCGUUUCCUCUCUCUCCCUCUGCUCGUACAGUAAAUUUACGGUACGAGUCAAAAAUCAGAGCCAAACGAGAAUCGUAAAAAGGCCAACCCGAAAAAUGCAAGCCAACCCUUUGAGCCCCUUUGGCGGGGAUCAUUUUCACGCCCAAUCGCUCACUUUCUCCUCCUCCGCGCAGCCAUAGGAUACACAACCGCUCCUCUUCCCACGCUGACUGUGCAAACAAAGCUCAUACCGUGCUCGUGUAUUCGAGUACACAGUAACCUCAUGCAAUCACAAUUCCAGCAUCAAGCAAUCCUGCCGUACCGGUGCCGUUCAAACUCCCCACUGAACCCCUCGACCGUCUGAUCCACCCUACCCUUCCUAUCCACCUACCCCCCCCCCCCCCCCGUCGCCCACUACGAGUACCGCACGAGCACAAGUACUCGAGUACUCGUACCCUUCCCUCCCUCCCUCCCUCUUAAUUUCACCCCCCCGGUCCCGGCGUCAACCACUAGGUCAUUCCAGACCAGAACCUCCGACCGUUCGUCAGAGCGACAAGAAGAAAAAAAAAGAAAAAAAAGGACUCUACCGGCACUCGAGUACUCGUACUAGUAACCUCCAAUCAACCACUUCCCCCGCUCUACCCCCUCGCUUGCCCGCAUUUGGCAGUGGGAAGCUUUUUUGUUCACUCUUUCCAACUCCCCGAGACAAGUGGGAGGUUGGAAAAGGGUUCCUUUCUCUCCCCCCUUGCUCUCCUCCUGGCUCA